CCUACAUCUAUUCAACUACCUUCCAGUCUUCUGCAAAACCUCCUAUUAAUAAUUUAAAGAAAGGGAAAUUGUGUUUACAUCACGCCAUGAGCUCACCUCUUCGUCCCAACUACUCCGCUGCGAAUCGCGGCUUAGGCAACCUCAGUCGUCGCAAGCGAUCCAGAGAGCCCGAUGAUGAAACCUCGUCGGUAGCGCCUCCCUCCAGCCCUCCUCCUUCUUCACCUCCUAUGCUUCCAUUUGACGAUGAUAAUGACAGAGAUGAAGAAGAUGAACUCCUUGGGGAUAUCGACGACAUCGAGGAGAUGGCGGAGGAUGAGGAUGGGAUUGAUCUGUUCGCAGACAAUUUCGAGAGAGACUACCGGGAACACACAGACGAUCACUACCGAGGGAACUACAUUGAUGACGAAGAGGAUCACAAUGAACUUGAUCUAGGUGCCCGUCGAGAGCUAGAAGCCCGAUUGAACAGAAGAGAUCGUGAGCUUGAGCGCCGCCGCCGUAUGCCUGCGGCCUUCUUACAAGAUGACGACGACGGAGAUCUGGAUCUCACGCGUCAACCUCGCCGUCGACGACACCAUUAUGAUGAAGAAAAUGGGGAUAUUGAGAUGGUAGAUGAUGCCUUGGAAGAGCUGUCCCUGGAGGAACUGGCCGACGUCAAAGCUUCCAACAUCACAGACUGGAUUGUGCAGCCUCAAGUUCUUCGUUCUAUUUACAGAGAAUUCAAAGCCUUCCUAACGGAGUUUACCGAUGAAGCCGGUACGUCUGUUUAUGGAAACAGAAUUAAAACGCUGGGUGAGGUGAACUCGGCAUCUCUCGAGGUCUCCUACCUACACCUAAGCGAGGCAAAGGCCGCCCUGUCUUAUUUCCUGGCGAAUGAGCCAACUGAAGUUCUGAAAGUUUUUGACCAAGUGGCUCUGGAUGUCACUUUGUUUCACUACCCUCAGUACCAUGAUAUCCACAAUGAGAUUCAUGUUCGAAUCACAGACUUACCGAUUGUGUACACAUUACGGCAGUUACGGCAGUCGCACCUCAACUGUCUUGUCCGUGUCAGCGGUGUGGUUACUCGACGCACUGGUGUAUUCCCCCAGCUGAAAUAUGUUAUGUUCCUUUGCCAGAAGUGCGGGGCUACCCUGGGUCCGUUCCAGCAGGAAGCCAGCGCGGAAGUGAAGAUCUCUUUCUGCCAGAACUGUCAGUCUAGGGGACCGUUUACCGUCAACUCGGAAAAGACCGUUUAUCGGAACUAUCAGAAGCUAACGUUGCAGGAGUCGCCUGGCUCUGUCCCGUCUGGACGACUCCCUCGACAGCGAGAAGUCAUCCUCCUUGCCGACUUGAUCGAUACGGCCAAGCCAGGCGAUGAGAUCGAAGUGACGGGUAUCUACCGCAACAGCUAUGAUGCCCAGCUGAACAACAAAAACGGAUUUCCGGUCUUCGCUACUAUUUUAGAGGCAAAUUAUGUCAUCAAAUCUCACGACCAGCUGGCUGGUUUCCAAUUGACAGAGGAGGAUGAGCGGGAGAUUCGUGCCUUAUCUAGAGACCCUGAGAUUGUUGACAAGAUCAUCCGAUCUAUUGCCCCGAGCAUCUACGGCCAUGAGGAUGUCAAGACGGCAGUGGCCCUGUCGCUCUUUGGCGGCGUCAGCAAGGAAGCACAGGGUAAGAUGUCCAUUCGCGGAGACAUCAACGUACUUCUCCUAGGUGAUCCGGGUACGGCCAAGUCCCAGAUAUUGAAAUACGUUGAAAAUACGGCCCACAGAGCCGUUUUCGCAACAGGUCAAGGUGCCAGUGCUGUCGGUCUCACAGCCAGCGUCCGUCGCGAUCCCUUGACCUCUGAGUGGACGCUUGAGGGUGGUGCCCUGGUCCUGGCUGAUCGCGGAACAUGCUUAAUCGACGAAUUCGACAAGAUGAAUGACCAAGAUCGCACCUCUAUUCACGAAGCAAUGGAGCAGCAAACCAUUUCAAUCUCAAAGGCUGGUAUUGUCACAACACUGCAGGCCCGCUGCGCUGUCAUCGCCGCCGCAAACCCCGUCGGAGGCCGCUACAAUAGUACAAUCCCCUUCGCCCAGAAUGUCGAACUCACGGAGCCUAUUCUAUCUCGUUUUGAUAUCCUCUGCGUCGUCCGGGAUAUGGUUGAUACUAACGAAGAUGAACGCCUGGCCAAAUUUGUUGUCGAGUCCCACCACCGCGCCAACCCUACCCGACCACAGCGCAACCAAGACGGGGAACUGGUCAACGCCGACGGCGAACGCAUCGAUGACGAAGGCUACCGUAUUGACAAGAAGGGAAAUCGCCUCCCUCUGAGGCCAGAGGAGAUUCAAAAACGUGAAGCGGAGCAGCAAGCGCAAGAAGAGGAGAAAGAAGGCGAGAUCCCCCAGGAACUUCUAAGGAAAUAUAUCCUCUACGCGCGAGAGAGAUGCCAGCCGAAGCUCUACCAGAUCGAUCAAGACAAGAUCGCCAGACUCUUCGCCGACAUGAGACGCGAGUCCCUGGCGACUGGCGCCUAUCCCAUCACGGUCCGCCAUCUCGAAGCCAUCAUGCGUAUCGCAGAAGCAUUCUGUAAAAUGCGUCUGUCAGAAUACUGCUCCUCGCAGGAUAUCGAUCGUGCCAUUGCGGUCACUGUCGAUUCAUUUAUAGCCAGUCAAAAAGUUAGCUGUAAGAAGGCUCUUUCUAGGGCUUUCGCCAAGUAUACCCUCUCCAGACCAAAGCCCCAGUCUCAUCGGAGAGCAGGCAUUCCUGUCCCGAACCCUUAUAGAAGUCGGAGACAACUGCAACAACAGCGUGCUACUGUGCGAUGAAUUCUAAACUCGGAAGAUAUGAAAAAGAAAAAAAAAAGCAAUGAAUCGAAAUAAUGUAUGAAGGUUUCCAAGUGUUCCAUUACGCGGCCAUUAAUAUUUGUUUAUUCCUUUCUUUUUCUUCGUUUGUUUACUAUCGACAUGUUCAAUGGGUUAAGGUGGAUAUCUACUGGGUUUUGUCUAUAGGAGUUGCUCGGAUAGGAUAAAUU
Monascus purpureus is the source of this 2992-nucleotide messenger RNA. NCBI's taxonomy places the organism in Eukaryota, Fungi, Ascomycota, Eurotiomycetes, Eurotiales, Aspergillaceae. The record is from the annotation of a GenBank genome assembly.